UCCUCCCGACCCGAAAGAAAGAGCAAACACUUCCAGCUCCUCGCGUCCGAGUCCGCUCGCAGCCCAAGCCCCUUUCGUCCUUUGCUCUGACAACGACCUCACUUUUCCUGUGAAGUCUCCAGAGGGCGUCAACCUGCGUCCAGAUGUGUCCGGCUGCUGCAUCCUCCCUGCAUUUCCGUUCUUAAUGUCGCUCCUUUAAUGCCUAGUUUUCUUCGUCCCCCGAGGUUUUUGUAAACCGGUUUUUUUUUCUGCCUCUGCAGCAAGGGCCCUUGACAAUUUUGCCCAAACGCGUCGCGACUAGUCGAGCGCAAUUUUCCCUUCGUUCUGGCUCCUGCACCUGUUCGAUCCCAUUAAGGACGAUCUGGUAAAGUUGGGAACGACGCGUUUAUUAGAGAUUUCAGUUGCAGGCGAUUCCAACCUCGUCUGCGCUGGAUCUCGUGGUGACAGCUGUAAAAACGUCGUCGCCAAAGUCGUCACCUCCUGGUGCUGCUGCACAGGACGGCCGAGACAAUCGGUCUUCCGUCCCUUCGUCCCCGAGGUCGCCCGCCGUGUCCCUCACAUCGACUGCAGACGGUGACUACGACGGCUCUUCGCCUAUCGUCCCCCCGCUCCAAGCGCCACGACUCCCAGGCCGAGCGCAGGAAUUCUUGCGCACGCCCCCGAGCAGCAAGAGCGGCGAGAAGAAAUACGUGACCGCAAGUUGGGGCUCGCCAUACCCUCAAUCUGACAGGUCCAACAGCGGCAACGACAGCCUAGACAGCGCGCCGUCGUCGGAUUCCUCGCCAGUCCAUUUGUUGGCCAUAGAAACGCCCUUUCUCCGGCCCCCGCCAUACUUCCAGGACCCGAGCGCCGAGUCACAGCCACCGCAAUCAGGCUUCGUGAGCGCCGCGGUUCUUGCAAACCGUGCCCGCAGGCCAGCCCGCGGCCUCACCGAGGACUGGAUUCGCCAGCACACCGCGGGCGACGGAGGUGCUGAGGCCAGGCACUGGCUCAGCGACGGUACCGGAGAUAGCGAGACCUCUUCACUGAGCGGAUCUUUCUCCGGUGACGAGGCUGCUUGGCUUGACGAAACCGACCUUAAAACCCCCAGGGCUACACGGCCACCCAACUACUUUCGCCGGGGCCCCCAGAAGUACCCUCGCACACGUUCGAGCACAGAGACGCUCAAGCAGGAGCAUAUCCGAAAUUCGUCGCCAGCAGAUUCACCAAUCAUGCCGUCACAACUCGAUAACGUCGCCCUGGAUUGGGCAAGCGAGAACGUCUCUGACUCCACUCUUCCAGCCCCUACUACCCCCAAGGGGUCUGCCUCGGGGCGCACUAAUGGUUCCAUCAACGGGCCUCGGGUGGGCUUCAACCUACCGAAUCUGCCACACACACCUUCGAAGUCGAUAAGUAAAAUGUCACAGAUGACCCCUAGACUCAAGAAAAAAGUGCCAUGGAAGGGCAAAAACAUCUUGAUCCUUCUCCCUCGUGAUGACGACCGUGGAAAGGCUGGCCAGGCACCGAUGCCGCUUACACAAGACGAGGCCUCUGGCAUCGUGCAUGAUUGGGAGAAGUCGGGAUACAACACCAAGCCUUUCGAGCUCGAGCCGACGAACCAGUUCGCUGAGGCUGGUAACUACUCCCAGAGCCGACGCGAGUGGCCAACGUGGGAUGACAUCGCGAGCGAGAGGCAAACGCGGUCCUACAAAGUGACCCUGCCUGACCUGAAUGCAUGGAAGUCUUAUGUGCAAGAACUGCAGGAGGCAAAGCUCCGUGCACUUGGUGUCACACUGGGAGGUGAUGAGGCCCCCCCGCCAUCCGUCUCCCCGCUGAGCCGUCAGCCUUCGGUUACACACUAUCCUCCGCUGCCGUUUUCGCCGCCGCUCGGGACGCCCUCUGCCGCGAGCAAUGGCCAGUUUCCCUUCCCCGCUCAGUUUGUGUCUUCAGGUAACCAGAGCCCGAACAUCUCGGGCGUCGCGUCUCCCGUCUCUUUCAAUGGGAAGUUCAACCCGCGCCAGUCGAUUUCUAUCCCGGCUGGCGCCUUCCAGAUGUCCCAGGGAUUGCCUAGCCCUCAUGCCUUCUCGCCACAGGCUAUGAUGUUCCACCACGGCCACGCGCGUGGUGGUUCUCCCUCUCUGGCCAAUCUCAGCUCCAUGAUGUCUCCAACGUCGCCUUUCCAGCCCGACGGCUUCCAACCACCAAUGCACCAGCGCCACCAGUCCCUGCAAUACCCAAUGCUCCAGCACCAGCACUUCCAAGGUGCACGCGCCUCUCCGCGCCUACAAGAGCUGCGGGAAGAUGAAGAAGAGGCCGAGGAUGUGGUUCCAUCCAAGACGCCUGAGCCUGGUGUGAUUGGGCACAACGCGAGCAACAGUCUGCAGCGGGAGAUUGACGCUGCCGAGUAUCAGCUCGAAGCAAAUGACGCCGAGUACCACCUCGAAGAGCAGAUGCGCUCGCAGCUCGAGCACGACAAGGAUUACAGCCCCCACGCCGACAAGGAGGACGUCGUGGCAGCUGUCCAUGCCCGAGAGCCAUCUGUGCAGUUUGUGCCGCAAGUGGAGCGCUUCCGGGAUGAUUCGAAGGACGGCAGUAUUUUGCACCAUCCCCAGCCCCACAGCAGAGGCCACUCGCUGUCCCAGAAGUACUUCCACGAGCCAGAGGAACACAGCACGGACGAGAGCGCUCUCAACGGACCGAACCAGCACAAGGAAGUUCUCGAGAACGGUGUCGAUACCGGGGUCAACGGUAACAGCAAGGGCACCCAACCACACCAGCGCGGGUUCUCAAACACCAGCAACCCUUGGAGUGAGGCGGGGUCUGAUGCAUCGCGGAGGCCCGGCCACAAGAGCAAGGCUUCGCUCUCCGGUCUCAAUGUCGAGGCUCCCGAGUUCAAGUUCAACCCGUCCAACAGCUUCAAGCCGACUCAGUUCAACCCAACAAACAUAUUCAAGCCUGCUCAAUUCAACUUCCCCAGCGACACAUUUCAACCCACCGCUGUCUUCCAAGCCGGGACAAACGCUCCCCCCAAGCCACCCUUGUCGGCCCAGUCUAGCCAGUUCAGCUUUGGCUCGUCCAAGAUCAAUGCCAACGCUCCUGUAUUUUCACCAGGCCACGGCGACUUCAACUUCUUGGCGUCUGGCCCCAAGUUUAGGCCAGAUGCCCCAGCUUUCAAGCCCCAACACUCACUCGCCAAUUCGGUUUCUAGUCAGCCGUUGUCUGGUAACGAGAGUAUCGGUGGCGAUCGUUCUGGCUCCAUCUUCGGCAAAAUUGACGUGGAUAUUGCCGACACCGAGAGCAAGAAGUCCAAGGCUGUCUCACCUGUCCCUCCGUCGGGUGAGGCUCCGCAAAAGGAAGAGCCUGAGACACAGUACGAUCAAGAGGGCCGCGUCAUUGACGAGAGUCGAGUCAAGCGAGCUAAGGCCGCCUCCGACGAUGCUGAUGAUGUUCCGCUGUUUGCCGAACCGACGGCGCCCUCGCCCGUCACAGAAACACAGCCAGAGGAGCACCCGCAAACCGACCACAUCCAUGUCGACGUCAAGUCGGGAGACGAGAAUGGUGGCGACACCGCUUUGUCAUCGACCGUCGUUUCCGAGUCGGCGGAUGUGAAGGCGACGACCAGCCCCUCAGAGAUUUCUAUGCCACAGAGUACCAUCAACUGGACCCCGUUCGAGUUCAAGUCGCAGCUCGACAUGCGGAGCUUCAAUGCCUCGCGGCCGUUCGGCGAAGACACCUUUGUCAAGGGACACAAGAAGUCCCUGUCGGCAGCUGCUAAGCCAUUCGUUCCUGGCGGUCUUUCGUUCGAGGCCGAGCCUGCCGCGGCCGAGCCCGAAUACGACUCCAUGGAUGACGAGCAAGAGUUCUCGGAUGCACGUGAGGACGAGGCCGAGGCGUCUGACGCAGAUGAGACUCGGGAGCUCGAGGCUCCUGCUUUGUCGGAGCCGCCGACUCCUACUGAUCUUAAUCUCACCGCAACACCUGCCGACUCGACCCCGUCGCCCCAGCCUGUGCAGAAAAGAGGCCUUGGGUCUUCUCGCUUCGCAGCCUCUCCAUCUCCCCAGUCUGCUUCGCCGCCACCGCAGCGCAAGGUAUCAGGACUGGCUGCUUCCCGUUACGCCGUCUCACCUCCCGAGCUCUCCGAGGAGGAUAGGACAGCUGAAGAUGCCCGCGAACUCAGCGAAGACGAACAGCCGCUGCUUGAUGAUGCGCAUGCAUCAUUCGACGAGAACCUUCCGGUUUCGACAACAGAGGCUACUGUCGAAGAGAUUGAUGAUAUCCUGCACCAGCUCGAGCAGGAUCCAUCUGGUGGCGUCAACAGGACCGUCGACACGCCCCAGUGGCAUCAUCCUAGCCCUAAACGCCAAUUCUCCCUUGCUGCGGUCACAAACUCCUCGCCUCUGCAUCUUGCCGCUCCCCAUGAUGACUUCCGGAGUGAGGCGCCGAGCCCGAGCCCGGGUCGUUUUGACGGCCAUCAACAGCCUCUCAGAUCUACCGAGCUCGACGACCCGUUCAUCGACCCGCCCGCAGAGGAGCAGCAGUUCUCCGAGAGCAACGUGCAUCACCUCCAGGGCAGCGAGACUGUUCCCGACAGCGACUGGGAUGGUGCAUUUACCGAAGAGGAGCAAGCCAAGCUCGAGUCCAGAAUCAACUUUUUCAACGGCCAUGUCAACGAGGUGGUCGGUGAUCUUCUCGCCAGGCGCCUUCAGCCAAUGGAGAGGACCCUGCAAAGCAUUCAGCAGGCCCUGGCCGGUAGCUCGAAGCGACCAAAUUCCAGUCGUCUGGACAGGCGCAGCGCGUCAGCAGAUAUUCAACACAGCGAUGCCGACGACGAGGACGAUGACAUGCCUGCUGCCCGCCGCUCCAUGAGCCCUCGCAGAGACAGGCGUAUGGAUCAGAUCCGCGCAGCUGUCAUGGAGGCUCUGGCCGCCCAGCAGCACAGCGUGUCUGAAACCACUCCCGCCCCGCAGCGCCCCGAACCUACCGAGGGUAUGGUCAAGAUCAUGCAUGCUGUUGAUGAGAUGAGGGAGCAGUUCAGCAAGUCGCUACAUCUUGACUUCCGAGGCGAGGACCUGAGGAACAUCGUCGAGGAUGCUGUCGAGCGUCGCAUGAUCCCAACGCCGCAACCUGUGAUUGUUAAGGGCCAAGAGGAGCUCAGCGAGAAGCUCAACGAGCUGCAAGCCAAGGCUGCUGAGCUGGAGCAUCGUCUCCGUCUUGAGGAGAGCAAGGUUGAGAAGGAAGUCGCUGCCCGUCGGGCCGCUGAAGACCAUUCCGCAGAACUCGACCGACAGUUGCAGAUGGCAGAGACCAAGAUCGAAAUGGAACUUACCAGCAGGAGCGUCUUUAACCAUCGCGUUACCGACCUCGACAACAGGCUCAAGCAGCACGAAGCCAAGACCGAAGAGGAGAUCGAGAACAGGAGGAAGGCUGAAGACAGGCUGUCUGAGGUCCAGCGACUGUUGCGCAUCUCGUCCGAGGAGGAGACCAGGCUGCGUGAGGCGCUUGAGGAGAGGGAACAGAAGCUUAACGGGCUUGAGGAGACGCGUGGCAAGACUAGCAUGAAGCUUGCUCUGUUGGAAGCCUCGCAGACCAACAACCAGAAGUCGCACCUCGAGUUCCAGAACCGCAUUGGCAGCCUCGAGACGGAGCUUCGGGAUGCCAGGCAGGAGGUGCGCACAUGGAAGACUGAGGCUGAGCGUGUGAACAGCAUCGCCCGCCAGCAAGGCGGCGAGCUGACUCAGCUCACCGACCAGAACAAGCAGCUGAAGAAGAUCGUCGACUCUCUCGGCACCCAAGUUGAGGAGAACGAGCGUAUCCGCGACAGCUGGCGUGCCAGGUUCGUCACUCUUCAGGACGAAGUAGCCAAGGCUGCCGGCCAGAUCACCGAGGAGAGCGCUCGGCGUGCCAAGAGGGAGCAGGAGCUCCUCGCCCGCCAGGAGGUCCUGGAUGCCAAACUCCAAGCCGAGGCUAGAACCCGUGAACGCCUGGAGGGCGAGCUGGAGAGGCUUGAGCUGGGCGAACGUCAAGGCAUGAGGGCGGUGAGUGAGUGCAAGCGGCUCGAGGGUUUGCUUGCCGCUCUCCGGACCGAGAACCACCAGCUCCAGCAGACGUCACUUCGUUACCAGGCCGAGUUCCAGGAGGCCCGGGAGUCUGCCGCCCGCGAGGUCCAGCGCACGCACGACUCGAUGCAAUCCGAGGUUGACGAUGCCAACCACCAGGUCAACGUGGUGCGCGAAGAACUCGAAGAUCAAAUCCAGAGGGCCCGAGCCCAGCUCGACCAGGUCAAACUGGAUGCCGACACGGCCAAGGCCAAGGAUGAGAUGCUUCUAGAGGAGUCCCAGAGCACCCUUAAGACGCAACUUGAGGCUCUGGCGCGCAAGCACCAGAACGAGAUGGAAGAUCUGCAGGCUCGCCACGACCGCGCACUUAACAACACGACGGAGGAUGCUCAGCGUGCUGAGCAGAACCUGCUUGAGCGACUCGGUAUUUCGACGUCUAAGUCCAAGAACCUGCAGGAGCGUGUGGAGCAUCUUGAGGAGAAACUCGAGAUCGCCAAGGAGGCCGCUCGGGCUGCUGCCAAGGCGGCCAAGAUCCCGCCUCAUCAGCUGGCGGCACUUGCCGAGCCCAGCCUGCAGCUGGCGAUGCCAUUCAAGGCUGCUGCUCCCGUCCCGCGCUCCCUCGACCUCCCCGGGAAGAUCUCGCCACAGGCGCUCCGGGAGUCGAUCAUGGUGCUUCAGGAGCAGCUGCAGGCCCGCGAGCAGCGGAUCGAGGAACUCGAGCAAGUCGUGUCCAAGGUUGACCCCCAGGCCGACAGCAAGAUGUCCAAGCGCGAUGAAGAGAUCACAUGGCUUCGCGAGCUCCUCGCCGUUCGCCACUCUGACCUGCAAGACAUCAUCGCGGCUCUGGACAGUGAAGAGUACGAUCCUAUUGCUGUCAAGGACGGGGCCAUCCGCCUCAAGGCCAACCUGCAAAUGGAGGAACAAGAGCGGGAGAGGGCGAUGAACGGGGGCUCGGCCAUCAACCUGCCCAACAUUGCCGCCAGCCUCCGAGACGCGGCCACGCCCAGGGUUGCGCAGGCGGUCGGUCCUCUCGCCGCGGCGUGGGGCAACUGGCGCAAGUCGCGGGACCCUACAGGCCUCGUGACGGCCCCGGCUCGCGGGCGCAGCGCCACGCCCGCUAAGAACGGCGCGACCACCCAGAGCGGCUUUCUUUCCGGACUCUUGACGCCGCCGGCGUCGGGCAUGCGCCAGACCCCCCAGCACGCAGUGGCGCAGCAGCCGACGGCCUUCUCGAACACGGGCCGGAGACUGACUGCCCAGCAGCUCGCUAACCGCGGCCGCACGGCAUCCUCGUCAUCUUCGGUGUCCACCGUCGCAGCGAGACAGGUGAGCGGAAGCAUCAGCGAGAUGGGCGCCGGGCUUAGCACUCCGCAACGGCACGCCAGCCGCGGCCCACCGAUGACGCCGCCAAUGAUGCGGAAGAGCUCAUACGACUCUGAUGCGCACGCUGAGGAGUUUGACGAUGCCGGGUUCUACGAGGACGAGUAAACGACUCUCGAAAGAACCAGGAUCAACCGUCGUACCCAUAACACGAUAUUUCAUUUGUCAAAUGCCUAUUCUCUCAACCGACCUGGCUGCGGAAUGGGGAGCCAGUGAUAUGUUUGGAAGUCGGCGGUGGAGGCUUUGGCGCCACGGACUUGUAUCAUGACCCAACGAAAAGAGCUGGACUAGACUGAUACCCUUGUUUUUGCUUUCGCGGCACCUCGUCCUAUCUGGUUGCCUUCAGUCCUAUGCGUUUUCUUGUUUUGCAUUUCCUAUCUGGGGCUUUACGAACCCACGACUUACACCCUGAUCCCCGAGAUUGAUCUAAUACCACUCACAUCCUAAUCCUAGCACUAUGUUGCCCAUCAUUCAAUCCUUGAAACUCUGAUCGUUUUCCCCUUUUUUUCACAUGUCGUGUCGUUAUGGAGUCUCAUCUCCCUUCUCAAGUUCAUAUUGGUUGCGUCGUAUGAUGGGAGGUCUUUGUUGGAGGUUGGCCACAUUCGCUUCUACGUAUAAUACCGAAUACACUUACGUUCAAACACUCCUACGAUGAUAUUUGUGCUUGUGCGAGAAGAUAUUCAGGCCUUUCCUCGGGCCCUUUCUCAUUCACCCG
This is a messenger RNA of Gaeumannomyces tritici R3-111a-1, 8130 nucleotides long. RefSeq lists its product as hypothetical. NCBI's taxonomy places the organism in Eukaryota, Fungi, Ascomycota, Sordariomycetes, Magnaporthales, Magnaporthaceae. The transcript is spliced from 3 exons. Gene Ontology annotation, cellular component: cytoskeleton. Bases 1212 to 7523 code for a protein of 2103 amino acids. The record is from RefSeq and is a predicted model, not a curated record.